This is a messenger RNA of Dicrocoelium dendriticum, 1858 nucleotides long. The record is from the annotation of a GenBank genome assembly. Lineage: Eukaryota; Metazoa; Platyhelminthes; Trematoda; Plagiorchiida; Dicrocoeliidae.
GAUCUUGGUAUUACCGCUUGUGGCAUCUGCAGAACGAAAUCGUCCGAUCGUGCAUCCCUUAUGUAUUUUCACGUAUGCUUAUGAGCACUUGUUGCUUGCUCUCUUCGCUUCAGUCUGGUAAUGAAUGAGCCAUCACCGAGGAGUGUCGCGAAACUAUCUUCGAUUGACAAUGCCGAUAUUCUCAGCUUCGAGUUGUACUUUUUGAGACAGUUCUUGAAUCCAUUCCGGUUAUCAUGGACUCUUAUUCGAUUGGGCUACGAACCGCUGGCCCCCAUCCCAUGCACCUCCCCACUGGUUUUACUUGGUUGGGGCUCUACAUUUUACGUGUACCCAAACAUAUUCCGUUACGUUUAUCAUAGUAUUCAGACCUAUGGCCUAUGGAAAGUCAUCUCAACCGGCGUAUUUGCUAGCGCAUGUAUGGAUUUUACUUCCGAACUUUUCCAUCGUGCCUUUCGAAGGAGGUCGAUAAUAUGGCAAUCAGCGCACGACAAUUCAUUAGAUGCCGAUGACGCUGAUUUCCUCGACAGCUGGGGCGACAAUGCUGCUGAUUCUUUCAGAGUGGAUGCUCCAUUUCACGCUUUUCAAGUCGAAUCCCUGAUGGAGGAAGCUCGUCCUUUGACAUUUUUCCGCAUGCUGGUGGAGGCUAUAUCACUCAAAUCAUGGGAGAUGGUUCUCACGCAACCGUUUUUUGUUGUCAUGGUCAGACAAGUGGCCGCACUUGCCGGGGGAGAGACUCAGUACACCUGGUUUCCAAUUGCUGUUCGGUCCGUUUUCCGGGAGAGUGGUUUUAGUGGCUUCUUCUUAGGUCUAUUUCCCAGACUCCUUGGUGAGCUCAUUUCCACCGCAGCAUACUACUCUGCUUGCCGCCUCUUUCGCCACCUAGUGUUUGGUCUUCACAGAAAGCGGUCCAACUCACUCAACGUGCUAGAGCUGGCAACCUACUGCGGCAUACGCAACUGCAUUUAUCCCCUAGAGCUCACCGGUUGCAUAAUGACCGUUCGUCACGCCAAGCUCGCCCUGGCUUCGGAAGCGAAUUCGUUUUCUUCCUGGAGACAGCUGUGCAGUUAUCUCACCCGCUCUGGUCAGUCUAGCCGGGGUUGGUUCCCCUUCCUUCGCAGCCAUGUACAAGACAAACAUUUGCCUCUACGUUCCGCGCCCUGAGGAAUGCUCCCUCUCUCAUUGCAUUUAUUAUCACACUUUGUUUUGACUCACGUUUAGGCUUUUAGAUUUAGUGAAACUGUUUGAAAUCGCUUUCUACCUUAUCUUUUCAUGUUGCUAGAUAAGGCUGUUUUGACUUCGCUAUCGAUAGUGCUUUUUUUCCUUUUUCGUGCAAAAUAGUUCUGAUUUACAUAUGUCGUGUCUUUUUUCUUGAAUUUUUAACGCGUUUAUUUUCCUCUUACUAUGGCUUGUGCCACUCAGCGUUUUGGUUGUUUUCCUAAUCGUGUUUCCCUUGGCCAAUCUGCAAAGUCAUUCUCAUUGCAUAUGCAUAUCUGAGCCUUAUUUAUCUUUCCUACUGACUUUUACGGUGCCCUGUGGUAUCCUUUUCUCGAUCGGUUUGUAACUACACAUUCGGCUUCAAAUUCUUGAAAGAUACUUGGAACCGAUUGUUUCCAAACCUCUCUGAACACAUUCGGCUUGUUUUUCAAUGCCAAAGUUUUUGGCUGACGACAUUAACUGCCCUUCCUCCGGUGUCUCACCCUAUGCCUACGUGUCUCCCCAUGACAACACGCGUAUUACUGACAGCUGCUGAAGGAUCUCUUGUGGCUCUCGAAGAAAAGCUGGUUUGGGGACCAAAACUUAUCGAGGUCACCUCAGAUGAUGGAAUGUCGGGAUAUGAUGUAUGAAUAAAUGAGUGCCA